Triticum aestivum (bread wheat) is the source of this 758-nucleotide messenger RNA. RefSeq names its product stress enhanced protein 1, chloroplastic. The coding region runs from base 139 to 513 and encodes 124 amino acids. The transcript has 4 exons. The record is from RefSeq and is a predicted model, not a curated record. NCBI's taxonomy places the organism in Eukaryota, Viridiplantae, Streptophyta, Magnoliopsida, Poales, Poaceae.
UGCUUGAACGUGCGGCUCCCGUCGGUCGACCUCGUAUCGAUAAGGUGUGUGUCUACAAGGAAGUGGCUUAGAAGCUGCUCCUCUCCUCCCCCUCCUCCUCCUCCCUUCCCCACCUCACCGACUACCAGCCAUCCAGCCAUGGCUCAGCUCCUCCCUCUUUCCUCCGCUGCUCCCAGCUUCCGUCUCGCCGCGACGCCAGGCAAUGGCGUCCCCCGGUUGUCCGUGACGUCGGCCCGCUCUGCUGCUCGUGUGAGCAGGAGGAGCAUGAGGCCCAAGUCCCUGAGCGUGAGGUGUGAGCAGGGGUCCAAGGGCGGCCCCGGGCUGGACGUGUGGCUCAGCCGCGGCGCCAUGCUCGCCUUCUUCGGGGCGGUCGGCGUGGAGCUCACCACCGGCAAAGGGGUGCUUCAGAACGUAGGGCUGAUGGCGCCGCUGCCGGCGUUGGCGCUGGGGCUCACCGGAGUGGUCGGGGUCGUCACCGCAUUUAUCAUCUUCCAGUCGGGAUCGUCGGAUUGAUCAAUCGCUCCAUGUUAAUUUGCGCUGAUGUGAGGAAGGAAAAAAAAAAUCUCGAGUUGUCUUUCUUGCUUCCCGAAGGCGUCUAUCAAUUACUCUCGUUCAGUGGCAGGCAUGGCACAUUUUGUAUUAGCAUCUAGCGUAUUAAGUGUUACUAUAACUUAAUAAUCGCCAUUCUAAAUUGUUGAUUUUUUGUAUUAUGUAUAAGAAAAAUUAUAACGCAGGGAAUUUUAACUGGGAUUAUUAGA